AUUAUUUGCAAAAGGCAGGAAGGGGAAAAAAGCGAAGCAAUCUUUCGUUCCACGCCGCAAUUCAACACCGCAUUCGCGCCACUUGAUAUUGAUAGUCGUCUCUGACGGUGAACCCCAUAUUUUCCUUGACAUCAAUUUCUACUCGCCCAGGCAGGUCUCUCAUUGAGGAAUCUCGGUCCUUGCGAGAGGCCAGGCGGCUGCUUUUUCUUAGCCCACACCAGUACCGUCCCCCCGUCCAAUCCACACCACACACACACACCUCACUCACUCUCGUGCUGUUCUCCGAACGGCCAACAACGAACUCCUACAACCCAAAAGCACCGGCCCGACCUUGAACAUCCGCGCCUGCUCUUUCCUCUCUUGAGAACGAUUGAAUCGCUCCCAGCCGGCCCAUCGCUCAAUUCUCAUCCCCUUCAAGCCGCCCACCGAACUCAUCUCACACUGACCCCGUCUCAUUACACCCAUACCCGCUCACGCUUUUGCCUCCACCCACCUCCAUUUUCCCCAUCCUCACCUCACGUCUCUUUCAUGAACGGUCACCGCCAUCAUGUCAGACGUUGAGACACCGGAGCAGUCUGCUUCGACUCCAACGCCUCAGCUGACGCCCAAGGCCAAAGGCAGAGGCAGAGGUCGAGGCAGAAAGGCCGUCGCUCCCAAGAAGGAGCCCCCAAAGCCCGCACCUAUCACCGGAACAGGUCGACGCGGCCGUUUCAAGCAGUUCGCCGAUGACAAAGUCCAGGCAAACUAUGAACGCCAACGGGAACUCAAAGCUUCUUACGCGGCUCUUGCCAAUGUCGUGAAGCCCGCGCUUCAGGACUUGGCCUCCCGCGCCGUCAAAAAACUCAACAAGGAUGAGACCUACCACAUGUUGGUGCCCGAGUACGCGAUUAUCAAGGAACAUGCCGAUAUGCGCCUUGACAGACGACUGGCCUUUUCAGAGAACAAAUUGGCGAUUGCUGCCAAGAUGACAUUCAAGGCCAAGCACAUCCAGCUGGGUGCCGUUCGCGACAUUUACAAGAACGGACUUGAAGACCUCGAGGAUGGUUUUUUGGACGCACAACUCCAUCGUCUCGACAUUCUCGAAUACCUCCACGAUCACGGCCUACCCGUAGACCUUGUCGACGGCGGCUGGAAUUACAAGCAAAUUACCGACAAGGAAGCCGAAGAGUUCGGAAUCUAUGAAGUCUACGUAGAUGGCAAACUUGUUCCCUACCCUCAAAUCGUCGAGGGGACCGAAGCCCACGCCCUUAGACAGGCUGCUUGGGCGGAACCUCAGCCCGCCAAGGACAGCCUUGCACCACCCACCUCAGCUGCCACUACUACUGUGCCGCGGGCGAAGCGCAGAGCAAAGGACCAACCCGAGGGCCAACCCACUUCCAAGAGGUCUGCCGGCGAUGUUGCACCUGUCCGUCACAUCGCGGGCAUCAUGUCGGCCCAGCAAGCUCCCAUUGAGGAUGAGUCAAAUGAGAGCACGCCGGUUCCUGAGGGCCCGGUGACCGCUGACCAGCGAGAGCCGGCCUUGCCGGCAAAGGCAUCCGAACCAGAUGAGUACGGGUGCCGACAGGUCAACCGCCCUACUGCCAAGAAUGGUGCUAGUAUCGCCAACCGCCUCAUUGUUCCGCCGUCAUUCCAAUUCGACGACGACGAGAUUGGCUACCGUGAUUCGACAAACUCUGCUAGGCAUGGAGCCACUCUCGCAAAACGGGGCAAGUAUCUCGGCAAGCCCAACUCGAACACAUGGCACUACGACCCUCUGCUUGCUCGUUGGGACGCUCGGGAGAUUGACGAGGACGACUACGACAAGGAGCUUGUGGAGAAGUUCUCUGUUCACCCGCGCUACGGCUACUUCCUUCCUACGAGCAAGAACGAAGCCGAACCUUCAAAGCCGGAAGCAAACCCGAUGCACCCGACUGUGUUCCUAACGCCUUCUGGCAAGAUCAUUCACGCCUCUCGUGUUGUUCCAGCAGCAAAGGUCGAGAUUGCCUUGGCCGAUAAGCCUCACCAGGACAGAAUGGCGACGGUUCUCUCUUCGAUCUGUGACAAGGACGACAUAUCGCUGGACGACAUUGAGGGUCCGGAGCUAAAGGCGUUGAAGGACAUUCAGGCCGAGUAUGCCGAGCAGAGACUUCUUGCGGAGUCGAUCAAGGAUUCGGAGCCUGGAAGUGUUGAAGACACGCCUGCCACUUCGCCCCUUCCAACCAACGACUCCGCCUUGAACAUCGCGGGCAUGGAGGAGCUGCUCAUGGCCGCCGAGGCUAUUGAAUCCGAAGCCGAGGAGGUCAAGCCUAUCGAGGAAAAGCCAGUGUCCCUACCCACCCCGACCCCCGUUAGACCUGCCACACGCGCGUACGACGCAAUUCGAGACAUCUUUGGUGCUACUGAUUCGCCCGCCCCCGAGCCCCCUGCUCCUGUCGUUGCACCCGAGCCUCUCGACACUACUGCGCUUGCGAUCCUCGCCAACGCGUCUACUUCCGCCUACGCCGCUCAGCCUAUCGACGUCAUCAUGGCUGAUGCGUCUGCUGGUCAGUCCAUUCCAGUCGAUGGACCUCCACACAGCCACGUUGAGUCCAGCUACUCCAUCCAGCCUGUGCCGGUCGAGCCUCGUAUGCCAGUCGCAUCUCCCAACGAAGGUGCCAAUUGGGUCGAAACCCGUAUGGCUUCGCCGGGAGGCGACAGCCGGGUCCAUCCAUCCAUCGAGACUGGUCCGAUGAGGGAUCCGCACCCAAACCAACUACCCCCCGCUCGCCCUGUUGAAAUGUCGCAAAUGCGAUCUUCUAUCGAUGCCUCGAAUGACACGCGUCGACACUCCAUGUACCACGAGCACAAUGGUCCGUCGGCCUACAACGAGCAGCACUUGCCCCCUCCUCACCCACAGCAACACUACAUUUCAGCGGAUCCCAUGAUUGAUCCGCGCCUCUACUCUGCACCGAUGGAGGCGCAGGCUGGGCACCAUGAGUACCAUCAACAGACAUACAACCCAGCCCAGCAGACAUACCAAUUGCCGGGCCUUCCCAUGCAAGGGGGCUCGAUGGCCCAAGCCCCUUCACAACUUCAGCAACCCGGCUCUACAUCCCGGAUGCCAUUUACGAACCCCUCUCAGGACAGAAGCUCGCCACUCCCCCCGUUACGACCAUCACGUGGCCGUAAGAGCGCCCCUGCUGCACCAGAGCAGCCCAUGACUGUCGAGCACCAGCAAGUGCAGCAGCAACCUCCGCCGCCGUUCAUGACCAGCAACAGUGGCUCCUUCUACCCCCCCGGCCCGCCGAGGCCUUAUCACAACGGCUACUCCCAGGAGCAGCCUGGCAUGCCGCUCAUGAUGGGGCAGUAUCCGCCUUACCCCGGCUCGCAGCCUCCGCCGCCGCCUUCGCAGCAGCAGCAACAACAGCAGCAGUCGUAUGGCCACCCGGGCAUGUCACCCACUUACUCCUCCAUUGCGCCCGUACAAAGCCCGCCCACUCUCCAGUUUGUUCAGCAGCAGCCCAACGAACCAUCGAGAAGCCGGGCUGGAAGUGGCUCGUCCACACCGAGCGGCCCGGGAAACAGCAAAUACCCCAAGCUGGCCCCCGCUCCCCUGCCUGCUCACAGAGUCGGCUGGCCCCAGGGUCCCGAGCUGAGAACCGUCCAGUAUGACUAUAAAGAGAACAUCAAGGACUACUCGCCUACCGAGCCCCCUCCGCGUCGUGGCCCCGUCCAGAUCCGAGGUUGGAACAUCAACAACAAUAGAAUUCAGCGCCAGAAGACGGAGGAGAACGGCGACGAACGCCGCGGUUCUCGCUAGCAGCAGGACCUGGAGUUUACGAAGCCAGGCCUCAGGCCCAAAAUGAAGGGUCUUGAGAAGACCACCGAGAAGGUGAUUGCCAAGAAUGCAACUUCUCUUAGGUCUAAGUCGAAGGAGCGGAAAUGCAAGCGGCUCUGAGCGUCAUGUCGACCUUAAGUCGAGAACGAGCCAGGAAAAGCGAAAGGACAUGUACUAUUAUCUCAUCACUUUGGACUUUGGACUUUGGUUUAUACCUCUCUGGGCGUUUUAUCCCCGUCAUACUGAGGUGGAAGAAAGACAGAGAGAGCUUGAGCUGACAAGCUCUGUCAGCAGGCUCGCUGAAAGAAAUGGGAGCUAGGGCCGAGAGGCCAGGGUCAAUAAAGGACCCAAGUAAACUUGGAAUGAUAAUGAACACGAA
Colletotrichum destructivum is the source of this 4175-nucleotide messenger RNA. RefSeq lists its product as uncharacterized. Bases 548 to 3778 code for a protein of 1076 amino acids. Lineage: Eukaryota; Fungi; Ascomycota; Sordariomycetes; Glomerellales; Glomerellaceae. The record is from RefSeq and is a predicted model, not a curated record. The transcript has 3 exons.